Molecule: messenger RNA, 6549 nt
Organism: Thamnophis sirtalis
Lineage: Eukaryota; Metazoa; Chordata; Lepidosauria; Squamata; Natricidae
Source: RefSeq, a predicted model, not a curated record
UAAUGCUUAAAUACACUUGGUUAACAGCACUACCUGUUGAGGUAUUCAUGACAUUUUUAUUCUGUUUAUUGUUGGUUUAGUCUUCUUUAAGUAGGAUAUUAUUUUAGAUUUUGUAGUUACUGGUGCCAGAUUACAGAUUUGUAGUAAAGGAGGUAUUCCUAAACUGCCAAAAUGGACAACGUUGCUGAAUGUUUGGUACUUUUUUGAUUGUGGAAUAAUAUUUUGGUCUACUCUGUUGAGAAUGGAAUUGCCCUGUUUCUAAUUUGCAUUGGGUUACACCAUUUUUUUUUAAUAACUCUGAAUUGAUUAGUAAUAGUUUCAUAGCAGAAUAUGUGAAUGGAAGGUUGAUGUAUGGUAUUGAGGAUUUAAUCUGAUUUCUGCAACUGUGGCACGAUCUUAAAGGUAUUAGAGGGGUUUUUCCUAUAUAAUUGGAUGAGAAAUUCUAAUUUUUCUUGAUAGGGGAAAAAUAAUCAUUUUUUUGAAACCAGUAUUGGCAAAUUAUAUAUCUAAUGAGCAUAUAAGUUUGAGAGAUGGGUUUUUUAGUUUAUUUUCAUGUUUAUGUUUGUACUUUGAUAUAAAAUAAAUACUAAUUGCUGUUAUUGUGAACUAGUGUGAGGGAUAAAUGAAAGUUUUAAUUUGGACAUGCUCACACUUGUGGUUUGCUAUAUGUUGGGAGUACUUUAUCAUGGUUUUGUCCCCAAGGUUUCUUUAAUGCAGGACUGUUAACUGUAGCUAUAUGUUGCUUGCAUUGAUUCUUGCCUCCAUUUAUUCUUUAUUGCAGUCUAAAAGUUGGUUUUAAUUGGUUGCCCACAGGAUUGACUUGACUUCUACUACUUGUUUAAGGAAAAAAGCCCAUCUCUCCUUGCAGGUGUGUGUAUUUCAGCGCAGCAUGGCUGUGGUCAUCCGCUUACAAGGUCUCCCAAUUGUGGCGGGGACUAUGGACAUUCGUCACUUCUUCUCUGGAUUGACCAUUCCUGAUGGGGGCGUGCAUAUUGUAGGGGGUGAGAUGGGUGAGGCUUUCAUCGUCUUUGCCACUGAUGAAGAUGCAAGGCUUGGUAUGAUGCGCACAGGUGGUACCAUUAAAGGGUCCAAAGUCACCCUGUUGCUGAGCAGUAAAACUGAAAUGCAAAACAUGAUUGAACUCAGUCGUAGGCGUUUUGAAACAGCAAAUCUAGAUAUACCGCCAGCAAAUGCUAGCAGAUCUGUUCCACCACCUAGUUCUGGAAUAAGCAGUAGAGUGACUCUUUCUACUACAGUAUCUAAUUUUAACAGCCCUUCUCCUAGUGUUGUAACUGCAGCUACUUCAGUUCACGAAAGCAACAAAAACAUACCAACAUUUUCCACUGCUAGUAUGGGAACUGCACCUCCCAAUUUGGGUGUUACUUUUGGAAGCCCCACUUUUAGCUCUACUAUAUCUAGUACUGCAUCGCCAAUGAACACAGUUCCACCUCCACCAAUACCUCCUAUUCCAGCUUUACCAUCAUUGCCCCCAAUGCCUUCUAUUCCUCCCAUACCUGUUCCUCCUCCUGUUCCUACAUUGCCUCCUGUGCCUCCUGUCCCCCCAAUACCUCCUGUGCCUCCUGUCCCACCUAUAACAUCUCUGCCUCCUUUAUCAGGAAUGCCUCCUAUGAAUCCCCCACCUGUUGCUCCUUUGCCUGCUGGAAUGAAUGGGUCUGGAACAGCAAUGAAUUUAAACAGUAACUUGAAUCCAAUGUUCAUGAAUCCUAUAAAUGCUAUUCAGAUCAAUUCUCAAAGUAGUGUGAAACCUCUUCCUAUCAAUCCAGACGAUUUGUAUGUCAGUGUUCAUGGAAUGCCAUUUUCAGCAACAGAGUCUGAUGUCAAAGAUUUUUUCCAUGGACUCCGUGUGGAUGCAGUACAUAUUCUGAAAGAUCAUGUGGGGCGCAAUAAUGGAAAUGGACUAGUUAAGUUUUGCUCUCCUCAAGAUACUUUUGAAGCCUUGAAAAGAAACAGGAUGCUGAUGAUUCAGCGUUAUGUCGAAGUUAGUCCGGCAACAGAGAGACAGUGGGUUUCUGCAGGAGGUCAUAUCACAUUCAAGCAAACUAUGGGUCCUUCUGGACAAAACCUUCCUCCUCAAAAUCUCUCUAUGUCCAAAUCUCCUAAUGGACAGAAAAGAUCAAGAUCCAGGUCUCCACAUGAUCAGGGUUUCUGCGUUUAUUUGAAAGGUCUUCCCUUUGAAUCUGAGAACAAACAUGUAAUUGAUUUCUUUAAAAAACUAGAUAUUGUGGAAGACAGUAUUUACAUAGCUUAUGGACCCAAUGGGAAAGCACUUGGUGAAGGUUUUGUUGAAUUCAGAAAUGAAACUGACUAUAAAGCAGCUUUGUGUCAUCAUAAGCAAUACAUAGGAAAUCGUUUCAUUCAAGUUCAUCCCAUAACUAAAAAAGCUAUGUUAGAAAAAAUAGAUAUGAUACGGAAAAGACUACAGAAUUUCAACUAUGAUCAGAGAGAAAUUAUGAUAAAUGCAGAAGGAGAGACCAGCCCAUCUAAACUCUGUGCACACAUAUCUAAUAUCCCCUACAAUAUUACCAAAAUGGAAAUUCUUCAAUUUCUUGAGGGGCUGGCAAUAGAGGAGAGUUCCAUACAGAUACUUGUUGAUACUAAUGGACAAGGAUUAGGACAAGCGCUGGUCCAAUUCAAAACUGAAGAAGAUGCUCGUAAGUCAGAGCGCCUACAUCGAAAGAAACUGAAUGGGAGAGAUGUUGUGUUGAGAGUGAUUUCUCUUGAAGAAAUGAGAGAAAUUGAGAGAAAUCCUCCUUCUCAGGGGAAAAAAUUGUUGAAAAUGCCAUUACAAGGGGGUGCAGCAAUGCCAGGAGUACAGAAUGCUGGUGGGGAUGAGCAUUCUUUCUUAAGUGGUAGUUCAAAAGAUGCAAAGAGUGGUCCUCCUUUUCAUUUUCCUGGCAAUUUCAGUGGUUCUAAUGUAUUUGGUCCUCCUCUUCCACCACCAGGAAUAGGAGGAGGUGGUUUUGGUGACUCCAGGCCAGGAAUGCCUGCUAUUGGAAACAGUGGCUUGCCUGUUCUGCCUGGUGCAGGUAUUGAUGUCCCAGGUUUUGGAGGUGGGCCUAGUAAUUUAACAGGCCCCUCUGGUUUUGGAGGAGGUCCUCAGAAUUUUGGGAAUGGUCCUGGUAAUUUAACUGGUCCUCCUAAUUUUGGUAGUGGACCCCCAGGUCUUAAUACUGGGCUUGGACAUAUGAGUGGACCUCCAGGGUUUGGACCUGGACCUGGACCUGGAAAUAUGCAUAUGACUGGGCCACCUGGGUUUGGAGCUGGGUCUGGUAAACCGGGGCCUACUGUCAUUAAAGUUCAAAAUAUGCCCUUUACUGUAUCAGUGGAUGAAAUUUUGGAUUUUUUCUAUGGUUAUCAAGUAAUUCCAGGUUCAGUGUGUUUAAAGUACAGUGAGAAAGGCAUGCCUACAGGUGAAGCAAUGGUUGCAUUUGAAUCUCGUGAUGAAGCAAUGGCAGCUGUUGUUGAUCUGAAUGACAGACCAAUAGGCUCACGAAAGGUCAAGCUUAUGGCUCAGUGCGUGAUCAAGGUUGAACUGUCCAUAUCCUGUGACAAUCUGAUUGAUAAAGAUGUUGGCUCAAAAUCUGAUCCUCUGUGUGUCUUGCUUCAAAAUGUUGGUGGCGAUCAAUGGACUGAAUUGGAUCGAACUGAAAAAAUAAAGAAUUGCCAGAAUCCUCAAUUUUCAAAAAAGCUGCUAAUUGAUUAUUAUUUUGAGAAAGUUCAGAAGCUGAAAUUUGGAAUAUAUGAUAUUGAUAAUAAGUCAUAUGACUUAAGUGAUGAUGAUUACCUUGGAGGAGCUGAAUGUACCCUGGGUCAGAUUGUAUCAAGUAAAAUACUUGUUCAGCCUUUAAUGUUGAAGAAAGGAAAGCCUGCAGGAAAAGGCAUUGUUACGAUUUGUGCAGAAGAGAUUAAAGAUACCAGAGUUGUUUCUAUUGAUGUUGAAGCUCGGAAUUUAGACAAAAAGGACUUUUUAGGCAAAUCGGACCCAUUUUUGGAAUUCUAUAAACAGAGUGAUAGCGGAAAAUGGCAGCUUGUAUACCGAUCAGAGGUAAUUAAGAACAAUUUAAAUCCUUGCUGGAAAAAGUUCAGCGUACCUUUGCAAACAUUUUGUAGUGGUGACUUCAACAGACAAAUCAAGGUGCACUGUUAUGAUUAUGAUAGUGAUGGGUCACAUGAUUUAAUAGGCAGUUUUGAAAGUACCCUGUCCCAGAUACAGAAGGCAGGUGACAGUUCUCCGGUUGAAUUUGAAUGUAUUCACCCUGAAAAGAAAAGAAAGAAGAAGAGUUACAAAAACUCUGGCAUUAUUAGAUUGAAAUCCUGUAAGAUUGAAACAGAAUAUUCAUUCCUGGAUUAUAUCAUGGGUGGUUGCCAAAUUAACUUCACUGUGGGGAUAGAUUUUACUGGUUCCAAUGGUGAUCCAAAGUCACCAGAUUCUCUUCACUAUAUUAGUCCAAAUGGAAUAAAUGAAUAUCUCACUGCUAUCUGGUCUGUGGGUGGUGUUGUCCAGGAUUAUGACACUGAUAAGCUAUUUCCUGCCUUUGGAUUUGGAGCUCAAGUUCCUCCAGAUUGGCAGGUUUCCCAUGAAUUUGCAUUGAACUUUAAUCCUGCAAAUCCUUAUUGUCAAGGAAUCCAAGGAAUUAUAGAUGCCUAUCGACAGGCUUUGCCUCAGAUUCGUCUUUAUGGUCCAACAAACUUCUCUCCAAUUAUAAAUCAUGUUGCUAGAUUUGCUGCUCAUGCAAUGCAAGAAAAAACUGCUUCUCAAUACUAUGUUUUACUGAUAAUCACAGAUGGGGAAAUAACUGAUCUGGACCAAACUAGGCAAGCCAUCGUAAAUGCCUCCAAGCUGCCCAUGUCUAUCAUUAUUAUUGGUGUUGGCAGUGCUGAGUUCAAAGCCAUGGAAGUUUUGGAUGGGGAUGAUGGUGUCUUGAAGUCAUUGGCAGGGGAACCAGUUGCACGAGAUAUUGUCCAGUUUGUGCCUUUUAGACAGUUCCAAAAUGCUCCUCGGGAGGCACUUUCCCAGGCAGUAUUGGCUGAAAUCCCUAAACAACUAGUCUCCUACUUCAAGAAAGCUGGCCUGACACCUGUAAAAUUGCCUUCGGAAAAGCAAUCAUAAAGCAAAGAAUAUUUUUAUUGCUUAAAUGUGCAGUAAAGAAAAUAAUGCUGCAGACAAAAGUUUUUUUAAUGAAAGCAUUUGUCUUCUGGCAUUUGGUAACACUGCACUCAAAAACAUAUCUGUGGUUCUGCAUAUAUUGGUCAUAUUAUAUGCAGAAAAUUUAUAGGAACUGCAUACACAUAGGAAAUAUAUAGGAACUCUGAUGAUGAUUAUUAAGGAUCUAGUAGCUAUCUCAAAUCAUAGGAUUGGCUUUAUCAGUUUGUAUUCUGAAUAUCUGCACACACUUUGUAUAGCAUGAAAUUAAAUUGAAGAAACGGGUUUGGAACAAGAUUAAAGCAUUACAUUAUAUUUUUUCUGUUAAAAUUAUAUAACCUGAAUAGGUCUUAGCAGUGGUUUUAGAAAAGAUGACGUUGUUGUAACCUCAAUACUAUAUUAUUUUUAGCACAAGCCUAAAUUUUAUGCAAUAUAAUCAGAUUACAAGAAGUCCAGAUAUGUUACAUAUAUUGGAAAUUCCCUAAAAAAGAUUUAUCUAUGCAUGAACAUCUAGCUUCUGUGAAUCCUUUCAGUGGUAUAGAAAUAUAUGUGUGUAUAUAAUACACAAUAUAUAUUAUAUAUUAUAAUAUAUAAUGAUAAAUGAUAUAUUGUAUAUAUCUAUAUACAUCAUUUAUUAUAUAUUCCUGGACAAUUUCUUGUCUGUAGAAAGACAAAUCUUCUUGCACUGUUAUAGCAUUGCCUCCUUAAUUGUUGUGGGUCUUUAUGAAAUGACAAAUAUUAAAACUAUUUUCUUUAUAAAGAAAUUUUAUACAUUACCAAAGCUGAAUACAAAUCAACGUUUCAUGUUUUAAAUAAUGCUGUUUACAUUCAGCUUUGUUCUUAAGGGCAUUUUGGUUCUUAUAUUUCAAAUUAUCUUUACAGUAUAUUUCAUUUAUGUAUUUGACUGAUGCUCACUGGAAAAAAAAAAUGAGUGUAAUUUUCAAGAAUUGCUAUGCCGCUGAUCCAUAAGAUGCAGGACCCUUGGAUGCUUUCAGUUACAGCAAUACUAGUUUAGACUAAAUACUUUGUUAUAGUUUUGGAAAAUUCAUUUCAUAUUUUCUAUAAUUUUGGAGUAGUAAAGCUUUUUAUAAGAAAGUCCAAAUCUUAUUGAUCUAAAGGAAAAUGUGUUUGAAUAAAUUUAAUGAUCAGUAAUAUCAAAUAUUAUUUACAAAUCCAAAUAUUAGGAAAUUAAAUCUGUGUUUGGAUAGUGAAAUAGCUUACCUAAUGCUGAAUUUGCAUUUUUAUCCAAAUAGAGCUGCUUGGUUAAUGAAUACAUCAAGCAAAGUUACUUUAAAGACAGUAAAGUAAAUGAUUUACAACCAUUCGUUUAGCCACCAUUCAAAAGUAUAACAGCAGUGAAAAAGUGACUUAUGCCUGACCCUUGC